This is a messenger RNA of Ambispora leptoticha, 396 nucleotides long. The record is from the annotation of a GenBank genome assembly. Lineage: Eukaryota; Fungi; Glomeromycota; Glomeromycetes; Archaeosporales; Ambisporaceae.
AUGGAAACAUAUAGCACAAUAAUUUCACACCUUAAAGAUCAAAUGCAUCAUGAAAUACAUCGUCAAAAACAACAACAAGAAGAAGAAAUGUUGGAAUUUGUCAACCGUCUCUUUCGAGAAUUCUCAAUUCAAGACAUACAAGAAAAGAUGAAUACCUCGUUACUACAGAUAAAUAAUUAUUCCGAGCAUGUUAUUGAGUCAUCACCAAUAAUAAUACCAUCGACUCGCUCAGCAUUCCAUCUUAUACAAAAAACUCCUUUCUCUUCCAGGAUACGAACGGCAUCAUCAUGUCAUCCGUAUUUUAAUCGAAAGCGAACGGCACCAAUAAAAGUUGUCUUCUGUUCUCAGCGUUGUUGUUCAACUAUGUCGUCACCAUCUUGUUUGCCAUCUAUGUAG